CGUGGCGGUGAGCCGUUGUGAGGACCCCACGCUCCAGCCUGUGGAGGUGUGCUCUGGAGCUGAAGUGCUGCUGUUUCUGGAAUAAUCACUGAAAACGUCUCUUAAACGCCCAAGUAAUAAUGCUCGAGCUUUCACUGAGCAGAAAGCAGCACUGAGAGAGAGAGAGUUCAGCAGAUUAACAGAAUAUGGCUACUACUGAGAAUGCAGAGUCAGGCUCACCGGAGAACAAAGUGGAUCGGGCCGACCCAGAUGCAAAGUACCCUCUGAAAGUGCUUUACUGCGGAGUAUGCUCCUUGCCGACAGAGUACUGUGAGUACAUGCCUGAGCCAGCGAAAUGCAGACAGUGGCUCGAGAAAAAUUUCCCUGAUGUUUUUGCUAGAAUGACUCUUGGAAAAGGAAGUGCACCCAAGCAGGAAACAGGAGGUGGUGGUGGAGGUGGAGAGGCGCCCCCUGCUGUAGAGGAAGAGGAGAAGAAGAAGCAGAAAAGAGGUGGUCGAGGUCAAAUCAAACAGAAGAAGAAGACUGUUCCCCAGAAAGUGACGAUAGCAAAAAUCCCCCGGGCUAAGAAGAAAUACGUGACGCGGGUGUGCGGCCUGGCCACCUUCGAUAUCGACCUUAAGGAGGCUCAGCGGUUCUUUGCUCAGAAAUUCUCCUGCGGUGCCUCAGUGACAGCAGAGGAUGAGAUCAUCAUUCAGGGAGACUUUACAGAUGACAUCAUCGAUGUUAUCCAGGAGAAGUGGCCUGAGGUGGAUGAUGACAGCAUUGACGAUCUUGGAGAAGUCAAAAAGUGAAAACCCCAACUUACACUUUUACCGAAACGGAUGCGACCCGACACAAAACACGGCCAAAUUUACACAUUCAGUCGUUUUAUAUCUAUUUUAUUUACUGUAUAGAAAACGAUGGACUUGGCCUCAUCCUUGGCAUUUUGGUUUUGUUUUGUUAUCAUUUCUAGAUAGCUGCUUCUUCUCUUGGUUGCCAAAGGUCUGGUAUGAUGUGAAUAUCUCUAACACUUCACUCAAACAAACUGUAGGCUAAUAAAUUUCUGUCUCAUUGCC
Molecule: messenger RNA, 1055 nt
Organism: Astyanax mexicanus (Mexican tetra)
Lineage: Eukaryota; Metazoa; Chordata; Actinopteri; Characiformes; Acestrorhamphidae
Gene: denr
Product: density-regulated protein
Exons: 8
Coding region: 186-791 (201 amino acids)
Biological process (GO): translation reinitiation; formation of translation preinitiation complex
Molecular function (GO): mRNA binding; translation initiation factor activity
Source: RefSeq, a predicted model, not a curated record